AUGAAGGAUGUUCAGGAUUUGGGCACCUGGGAGCAAAGGGUAUCAAUGCAGAUAUUUCCUCCCACUGGAGGGAUCUCUUGGGUGAAUGCCAUCAUUUUCCCCCGGCCAAACAUACCCCACAACCUCAGCAGCUCCUACAGGCACAAGCACCACCUGAACCAAUUGGAAGAACAGCAGCCUCCCCAUGAACAGCCCCCUCCAACAACAUCAGCAGACCCUAUAGGCACAAGUGCCACCAUACCAGCUGGAAGAACAGGCACAUGCAAAACCUACACCAAUAGUCUCCAGCAGUGCACCAAUCAUUGGUUCUAUCUCAGGAUUAAGGCCACGUUAUUCCCCAAUAUUUUUAUGGAACCUGAUGAAGUGUUUUUAGGAAUCGGCUGUCCCGUGAACACCGUCUGGCCAAACGAUGUCUAUGACUUUACCUACCGUACUUACUCCUGCGGCAUUGUCAAUAAAGUUCUUUGUGAUGUCACUCUGCUUCAGACUAAACUUACAUAUAUCUCAAAAAACUCUACUGCACGAGCUGAGAUGCAUCUGUCCUGUGUGAUGCACAGUCGGUAUCCUCUUUUCUGUGAAGCUGAAAGUAAAGGAGAUUUCACUGGCAAUCCUCCUGAAUGGGAAGUAGAUAUGACAAUGCGCAGAAAUGAGCAAGCUGCUCCUGCAGUUCCACCAAACUUUUCAACAUCAAGUGAAGAGCCCCAGGGCUCUAGAACCAGCAAGCUUCAGCCUGCUGAAGAAUCUAGCUUCAUGGAUCAGAAGUUGUCACUUCUCCAUUUCUCCAGAGUGCACACAGUUUGA
This is a messenger RNA of Peromyscus maniculatus bairdii (prairie deer mouse), 801 nucleotides long. The record is from RefSeq and is a predicted model, not a curated record. Lineage: Eukaryota; Metazoa; Chordata; Mammalia; Rodentia; Cricetidae.